CACUGGAAUGUCGACAGACAGGGAGUGAUACAGUGGACCUCACCAUGCUUUCCCAGCCUGGUGGGCUGGCCCUCCUCUGCUUUCUGCUGAGUCUGCAGGGGUCUCUGGCUGCAGUCUUCAUUACGCAGGAGGAAGCCCAAAGUGUCUUGCGCAGACAGAGGCGUGCCAACUGGUUCCUGGAGGAGCUGAUGCCGGGCUCCCUGGAGAGGGAGUGCAAGGAGGAACAGUGCUCCUUCGAGGAGGCCCGGGAGAUCUUCAGGAACAAGGAGAGACUGGAGAAGUUCUGGAUUUCUUACACAGAUGGGGACCAGUGUGCCUCGAAUCCGUGCCAGAACGGAGGCUCCUGUGAGGACCAGUUCCAGUCCUACAUCUGCUUCUGCCCUGAGGAGUUCGAGGGCCGGCACUGUGAGACAAACAAGGAUGACCAGCUGAUCUGCGAGAACGAGAACGGGGGCUGCGAGCAGUACUGCAGGGACCACGUGGGGGCCAAGCGCUCCUGCUGGUGUCACGAGGGGUACACACUCCAGACCGACGGGGUGUCCUGUGCACCCACAGUUGAAUAUCCAUGUGGAAAAAUACCUGUUCUGGAAAAAAGAAAUGGUAGGCAAGAGCAAGGCCGAAUUGUGGGUGGCAAGGUGUGCCCCAAAGGAGAGUGUCCUUGGCAGGCUGAGCUGAAGCUGAAUGGGGCGCUGCUGUGCGGGGGCACCCUGAUCAACGCCACCUGGGUGGUCUCCGCAGCCCAUUGUUUCGACAGAAUGAAGAACUGGAAGAACCUGACAGUGGUAGUGGGUGAGCAUGACCUGAGUGAGGAGGACGGUGACGAGCAAGAGCGGCAUGUCACUCAGGUCUUUGUCCCCAACAAGUACGUCUCAGGAAAGACGGACCACGACAUUGCCCUGCUCCGCCUGAGCAGGCCUGUGGCCUUCACUGACUACGCAGUGCCCCUGUGUCUGCCUGAGAAGGCCUUCUCUGAGAGGACCUUGGCCUUCAUUCGAUUCUCAACUGUCAGUGGCUGGGGGCAGCUUCUCGACAGGGGCGCCACGGCCCUUGAGCUCAUGGCCAUCGAUGUGCCCAGGCUGAUGACCCAGGACUGCCUGGAGCAGUCGAAACAGAAGCCAGGCUCCCCGAAGAUCACAGAGAACAUGUUCUGUGCUGGCUACCUGGAUGGGAGCAAGGACGCCUGCCAGGGGGACAGCGGGGGCCCGCACGCCACCAAGUUCCAGAGUACGUGGUACCUGACAGGUGUCGUCAGCUGGGGUGUGGGCUGUGCAGCCGAAGGCCAGUUCGGGGUGUACACCAGAGUCUCCCAGUACAUCGAGUGGCUCCAAAGGCUCAUGAGCUCAGAAGUCCACUCAAAAGGCCUCCUCCGAGUCCCGCUCCGCUAGUCCCCCAGUGUUGGCUCCACGCACCCGGCUCCCGCAAAAUAAAGCUGCUGUUGCUUGGGUUGUCCUGGCUUCAAAUCCCAUAACUUCUUCUGCCCUUGUUGGGGAGGGAAUAGAGGGGGAGGGGAUAAGGAGAGGGAGGGAGAGAAAUGGAGAGACUGAGUGAGACAGAGAAGGAAAGAAAGAGCGAGAGGAGAGAGCGACCAAGAGAAGGAAAGUAGCGAGAAUGAGGGGUGGGGAGAGACUGAGAGAUGGAGGGAAAGGUGGGGACAAGCCUAAAGAAAGACCUUAGGAGUGAGGAGCAGAGGAGAGGGGCUGAGAGAGAUGGAGAGGCUCAGAGAAAGUGAGGGAGGGGCUCUAAAGAGGAGGAGGUAGAGACUCCAAGAUUCACAGAGAGAGACCUAGGGAAUAGAAAGGUGAGCGACACAGGACAGUUGGUGAGGGGGAUGGGAAGCCCUGCAGCGCAGACACGGGGAAGUGACCGCGUCUCAAGUGCACACCUCUGCUGCAUUUCCCUGCGGACGCAGCCAGAGUGGCAUGUAUGUGUUCACCCGGUGAUGUGUGCUACAUUCUGAGGGCUGUCUUUUAACUUACAUUUCUUCCUUUCUAUACAAGUAUUUUGUCUUUGUUUCAAAUAAAUCGGGAGCAUCACCCACUCACUUUGCUGG
This is a messenger RNA of Artibeus jamaicensis (Jamaican fruit-eating bat), 2050 nucleotides long. It is a transcript of the gene F7, whose product is annotated as coagulation factor VII. Gene Ontology annotation, cellular component: extracellular region. The transcript has 8 exons. The record is from RefSeq and is a predicted model, not a curated record. Gene Ontology annotation, biological process: proteolysis; blood coagulation. Gene Ontology annotation, molecular function: calcium ion binding; serine-type endopeptidase activity. NCBI's taxonomy places the organism in Eukaryota, Metazoa, Chordata, Mammalia, Chiroptera, Phyllostomidae. The coding region runs from base 45 to 1385 and encodes 446 amino acids.